Messenger RNA from Melozone crissalis (California towhee), 637 nucleotides. RefSeq lists its product as uncharacterized. The record is from RefSeq and is a predicted model, not a curated record. NCBI's taxonomy places the organism in Eukaryota, Metazoa, Chordata, Aves, Passeriformes, Passerellidae. The transcript has 8 exons. The annotation marks the transcript as partial.
AUGGAGCGGCUCCGGAAAGAGGUGCGGGACCUGGGGGGCGCCAUUGCGGACGCACAGGAAACGGCGCAGCGCCUCGACGGCUCGCUGGAGGAGGCACAGAGCCGGCGGUGGGUGGAGCUUCAGCGAGGGGCGGAGCUUCGGCUGCUGGGGCGGAGCCGGGCCUGGCUGGGCUGUGGGACAGCCACGAGGGGGCGGCCGGGCCAGUCCCGGGAGGAGCUGUCGGCCAUCUUGGCCGCAGGGGCGGAGCCAAAAGUGCUGGUGUCAAUCAAGGCCCUCAGCAAGGCCAGGGAGGCGGAGCUCCAGAGGCCACGCCCACACAGAGCUGCCAAUCACCCCGGGAAGGCUCAGGGGGCUCCAGAUUGGUCGGAACAGGCUGAGGCUGUACUGAUUGGCCAAGGCCCAGAGGCGGUGCUUUGGGCGCUGGAGGUCCUGGCCAAUCAGAGCACAAGAGAUCUCCUGGCUGGCCCCACCCCCUCAGCCAAGGCCCCGCUUUCCCUGAAGAGCCUCCUGCAGGAGUGCUGGGGGGCCAUGGGGGAGGUGUGGGGGGCGCUGCCCCCCCUCCUGUCCCACCUGUCCCACCUGAGGGGGCAGCUGGGACGCACCUGGAGCAGUGGACGGGCAACAAUGAAGUCAUCAG